Molecule: messenger RNA, 261 nt
Organism: Lodderomyces pseudojiufengensis
Lineage: Eukaryota; Fungi; Ascomycota; Pichiomycetes; Serinales; Debaryomycetaceae
Product: mRNA splicing protein
Exons: 1
Coding region: 1-261 (86 amino acids)
Biological process (GO): mRNA splicing, via spliceosome; spliceosomal snRNP assembly
Cellular component (GO): U4 snRNP; U4/U6 x U5 tri-snRNP complex; U5 snRNP
Molecular function (GO): RNA binding
Source: RefSeq, a predicted model, not a curated record
AUGUCAUCAAAAUCAAUCAAAAAAUCCACAUUACCACCAAUAAAUCUAAUAUUUAAAUUCUUACAACAACAAUCAUUAGUGAAUAUAUGGUUAUAUGAACAAACUGAUUCAAGAAUACAAGGUAAAAUACAAGGAUUUGAUGAAUUUAUGAAUUUAGUAAUUGAUGAAGCUGAAGAAAUAACUAGGGGGAAAAAAGUAUCAUUAGGUAGAUUAUUAUUAAAGGGAGAUACAAUAACAUUGAUAUCAAGUCUAGAUGUGUAG